UAAAUUAUCUAAAAAACAUGUCGCUAAAGCUUUCGUUAAAGUUAGCCUCGCGGGCUUUUCGGAUGAAUUUUUGUGAUUCUUUAAAUACAAGCAAAAGGUCCUUUUCUACAUUAAUAACAAAAGCUUCAAAUUAUAAAUUCAUACCUCUAUACAAAAGAAAUAUCGGAACAUUGAGAUACUUUUCAGAUUUGGUGCUAGAAACAAGUCAAGUCAAAGCUAUGAGUGCCCUCAGUCCUUUGGAUCCAUCAUCUUUCUCUAAGCCAGAUUUGGCUGUGAUUAAACACAUUUCCUUAUCAUUAAAUGUGGAUUUUGAGAAUAAAAUAUUGCAUGGAGUGGCAGUCCUUAAUUUUGAUGUUCAAGACAAUAUCAAUGAUGUGAUAUUGGACGUUAGAAAUCUCACCAUACACAAAGUAGAGCUUCAAGAUGGCACUGAGCUGCAGUACAAAGUAGGGAAUGAAGUGCCUAAUUUUGGAUCUAAGUUGACUAUUAAACUGCCUAAGCAGGCUACAGUUGGAGAAAAGUUGAAAAUAAAGAUACAGUACAACACGGCGCCGUCGGCUUCCGCCUUGCAAUGGCUGGACCCCUUGCAAACGUCUGGCAAGAAACACCCAUACCUCUUCAGUCAAUGUCAGCCUAUUCACGCCCGCUCAAUCCUGCCCUGUCAAGACACGCCCGCGGUGAAGUUCACAUACGACGCCGAGGUCGUUGCCCCCGCGGAGUUCACCGUCCUGAUGAGCGCCCUCCGCGGAGGCACCAGCGGCAACAAGACUGAGUUCCGGCAGCCCGUGCCCAUACCCUCCUACCUGCUGGCGAUAGCUGUCGGCGUGCUGGAGUCCAGGAGUCUGGGCCCUAGGUCAUUGGUGUGGUCGGAAAAGGAGGAAAUAGAGAGGAGUGCGUGGGAGUUCGCGGAGACCGAGAAGUAUUUGCAGGCAGCGGAGAGGCUGUGCGGCCGCUACGAGUGGGGCCAGUACGACUUGUUGGUGCUGCCGCCCUCCUUCCCCUACGGCGGGAUGGAGAACCCCUGUCUCACCUUCGUCACGCCCACUCUCUUGGCGGGCGACAGAAGCCAGGCGGACGUGAUAGUGCACGAGAUCAUGCACAGCUGGACCGGCAACCUGGUCACCAACCGGAACUUCGAGCACUUCUGGCUCAACGAGGGCUUCACCGUGUUCCUGGAGCGCAAGGUCGCCGCCGCGCUCGUCGCCGGCGGCGCCGCGGCCACCCGCUCCAGGGACUUCCACAGCUUGCUGGGUCUGCAGGAGCUCAGCGAAACUGUAGGCGACUUUCUCGGCGCCACCAACCCCCUAACGUGCCUGGUGCCCGACCUCAAGUCCGGGGUACACCCAGACGACUCCUUCUCAAGAGUCCCCUACGAGAAGGGGUCCCUAUUCCUCCGAUACCUCGAGGACUUAGUCGGAGGCCCCGGUAAGAAUUGCUUCAUUCUAGUGAACGUCGAACUGGGAGCCACCAGUAAUUUGACGAAUUUGGUAGUCAGUUUGAAGGGAGUCCAUCCUGACGACGCCUUCUCCAGUGUCCCGUAUGAAAAGGGGUCGUUGUUUUUGAGAUAUUUGGAAAACCUUGCCGGAGGGCCUGAGGUGUUUGAUGAUUUUCUACGAGCCUAUUUGAAUGAGUUCCAGAAGAAAUCGUUAGACACGGAUCAGUUUAAAGAAUUCUUACUGAAUUAUUUCAAAGACAAUGAGAAUAUUAAAUCUGUGAACUGGGAUGCUUGGCUGUACACAAGUGGUAUGCCUCCGAUUAUCCCCAACUACGACACGUCGAUGACGAAAGCCGUGACCGCUCUGGUCGCAGUGAUCACGGAGGGCACGGCCCCACUGUCGCGCAGUGACGUGUCGUCGUUCACUCCGCACCAGGUCAUCAACCUGCUGCAGGAGCUCAUCGUCCGCCCCGCCCUGGCCCUCGACCGCCUCGCCUCGCUCGGAGCAGAGUAUGGCGUCAGUCAUAGCAAGAAUUCUGAAAUUUUGUACAGAUGGCUAAGGCUGUGCAUAAAGAGCCGCGAUUCAUCUAAGCUCCAGGAAGCUUUCGAUUUCGUGAACAAUCAAGGCCGUAUGAAGUACGUGCGCCCGAUCUACAGAGACCUCUACGCGUGGGAAGAAGUUAGGCAACAGACCAUAGACAACUUCCUGGCGAACGAACCCAACAUGAUGCAUGUUUCUGCCUACACAUUGAGAAAAGAUCUCCAUCUGAAUGAAUAAUUUUUAUACCACCAGACUGAGUUGUUAUAAUUAAUAAUAAUCAGUGAAUCAGCUUGUUUUGUAAAUAAUUUUGUAUUAUUUUGAAGAUUUAUGUCACAGACUUAUCUAUACUAUUAAAAAAAUAUUUACAUGA
Molecule: messenger RNA, 2346 nt
Organism: Plodia interpunctella (Indianmeal moth)
Lineage: Eukaryota; Metazoa; Arthropoda; Insecta; Lepidoptera; Pyralidae
Biological process (GO): peptide catabolic process; proteolysis
Cellular component (GO): cytosol
Molecular function (GO): zinc ion binding; epoxide hydrolase activity; metallopeptidase activity
Source: RefSeq, a predicted model, not a curated record